AUGAUUGGAACAAUUGUUAAUGUAUUAGAAUUUUCUUUUAUCAUUAUGGCUACAUUUCAAGCUUUAUUAUCAUUUGCUAAACCAACAAUAAAAAAUGUUUUUGGAGGUAUGUUAUAUAUACUACCAAUUUCAAUUAUUUUGCCUUACUUCGUUGCAAAAGCUGAAGCUAAAGAAAUUGAAGAUCACUAA
Strongyloides ratti is the source of this 189-nucleotide messenger RNA. RefSeq lists its product as hypothetical. The transcript has a single exon. Lineage: Eukaryota; Metazoa; Nematoda; Chromadorea; Rhabditida; Strongyloididae. The record is from RefSeq and is a predicted model, not a curated record. Bases 1 to 189 code for a protein of 62 amino acids.